AUGAAUUCUGUGGGUUCAGCUACUAUUGGAUGCUUUUUGCCGGAAAGUAUUUUCCCGAAAUACGAAUUGCCGAUACCAUUUUUGCUGCCAUUUAAGAAUCAGAAAACUUGGAGUGCCUUUUGGAUAACUGUAAUUUGUCAAACGGGAGUUUGUUUUGUUUUUGGAUUGUUCAAUUUGUUCUUCUUGGAUGUCCUUUGUUGUCUAUUUUGGCAUAUUAUGGUAAUGUUGGAUAUAGUUCGAGAUAUUGUUAUGAAGUUAAACAUAGAAUUGAAGGCGAAAAAUCUCUUUGGAGAAAAUCGAGAACUUGGAUCACGAGUUUUGGAUAGCAAUACUUUAGGAGAUAUUUUGGCAGAGUCUCAUGAUGAAUCAAUGAAGUUCAAGGACUGGCUUGAAAUCAUCACAGACCUUCUUGUGGAUAUUAACAAAACAAUUAUAUCGCUUCGGGAUCUACUUUCAGAAUUUUUCUUGGCACUUGAAUUUGGAGUUUUUAGCAUCCUUUUACUCUCAGGCUUAAUAUUGGUCGUCAUUAAGCAGCAACAAGUUUUUGCCAUCGGAGUUUCAACUGGAGCAAUGUUGUUAUAUCUAUUCUGCUUCAUCAAUGAAAGGAUUUUGGACAAGUUUGAAGAGGUCAAAAAUGAGCUUUACAACAUUCCAUGGUACGAAUUAAGCCCAAAAGAUCGAAAAAUCCUCUUAAUUGCCAUGAAUUGCGACAAAAUUCAAGCAGGAUUUACUGCCAUGGGCAUUCAUUUCAUGGAUCUGAAGAGAUUUGCGAGCAUCAUGAAUUUGGUUUACUCGAAUGUUCUUGUUUUGAAAGAUAUCAUUCAGAAAUAA
Culicoides brevitarsis is the source of this 831-nucleotide messenger RNA. RefSeq lists its product as uncharacterized. Gene Ontology annotation, biological process: detection of chemical stimulus involved in sensory perception of smell; sensory perception of smell. Lineage: Eukaryota; Metazoa; Arthropoda; Insecta; Diptera; Ceratopogonidae. Gene Ontology annotation, molecular function: odorant binding; olfactory receptor activity. Gene Ontology annotation, cellular component: plasma membrane. The coding region runs from base 1 to 831 and encodes 276 amino acids. The record is from RefSeq and is a predicted model, not a curated record. The transcript has a single exon.